AUGGAUGACAUUGAACUCUUAGCGCGCUUCUCCCCACCGCAACAACCCUCCCUCCCACGCGCUGCGAAACGGGCGAGUUCGGGUUACCAAUGCGCGGCGGAUUCGUUCCAGCAGUGGGCGAACGGGCGGGUGGGCAAGCGCGUGGCGGAGUUCAUCCCCAACUUCGCCAUCGCGCUCACCAUCUACCUCACCGUGCACGCCUUCGUGCUGCCGUCGACACUCCCAAGGCAUAACCGCUCCCUUCGCGGAACCGACUCUUCCGCCGCACGAUCCGGCGCCGAUCACGGCGCAUCGUCGGGGGAAGCCUUCCCCGGAAUGGACGACUGGCCGGACGCGCCGAGCCUGCCACGUCGGCGCAUCCUCCGCGCCGCGUCGUCCGACGAUCUCGUCGACGUGGACGAUCUCGACAUGGUCCACAACCAGAACAUGCCGCUUCCUGAUUGGGCGAGAGAUAUUCCCUCCAUGACCAUCUUCUGCGCUCCGAAGCCGUACUUAAACACCCCGGAGGACCCGCAGCGCCGCGCGCUGCUCUCCUGGCUGCGCCUCCGCCCGCAACCUAAAGUCGUGCUGCUAGGAUCCGAUCCCAGCUUCGAUCUCCUCGCGCAGGAAUUCCCGGGGUCCGUAUUCGUCGACUCGACGAUCGACACGAAUUUCUACGGCGUGCCGCUGUUUCACGCGAUGGUCGCGCGCGCGCAAGCGGCGGACACGCCGCUGUCGAUGAUGAUCAACGGGGAUAUUAUUCUCCUAUCCGACAUCGUCCCCGCGAUCGGGCGCGUGCAGGCGUUUUUUAGCGAGUGGAUCCUAACCGCGUCGCGAUGGGACGUCGCGGUGGAUUUCCCGUACUCGUUUGAGAAAGACGCGUGGCGGCGGAAACCCGGCCCGGUUGGGAUGAUGGCGGAGGCGCAGCGCGAGGCGGAGAUCCGCCGGUUCGUGCGACGGGAAGGGAGCUUGCACACGUACGGCGGGGUAGACCUCUGGGUGUGGAACAACGUUCCCAACGUUCCGCUUUUCUCGGCGCACAUGCCGCCGUUUUCGUUCGGGCGCGGGAAGUACGACAACUGGUUCGUGCACGAGUCUGUCGCGAGCGGGCUGCGACAGGUGGUGGACGCGAGCGACGCGAUCACGAGCAUCCACGUGGCGCACACGUACUCGCACGUGCGCGUGGAGGAGAGCAAGGCGGGCGGGCAUUUUUGGAGCACGCGGAAGAAGAGCAGCUGGGAGCUGUUCGCGAAUAUUCACCUGGCGGAGACGCACGGCACGUAUACGAAUCAGAAGGGCACGGCGUUGCACACGCCGUGGCGCCUUUCCUCCUGCUACGAACCCGAUUCGUUGAACAUCUGCAUGCUGAAGCGCGAGCGGCCGGCCAACUGCUCAUGCGAAUACUCCGCUUACGAGUACAAGACCCAGUCCGACCCGCGCAAGCACCACUCGGGCGACUUUUGGAUCUGCGGUGUCGUCUCAAUCGAUCGCCGCGCCGAUUUCGCAAUCAACGCCGUAGCCCGUACCAACUCCACCGUUGGUCUUCCCCACACCAUGGAGCAGCUGUUACCGCAGCUAGCCAGGAUCGUCCCGGACGUCCCCUUGCCAGGCGCUGCUGGCGCUGGAAAGCCCAAGGAGCUCAAGGUGGUAACGCUGGUCGCGGUUACGUUCGGUUACGCCGAAAUGCUUAUGAAUUUCGUGUGCAACCUGCGGAAGCUGGGGCUCGGGAAUAACCUCAUCGUGGCGGCUCUGGAUGAGGAUUUGUACCGGUUUGCGUUCACGCAAGGCCUUGCGGUGUUUUACGAACGCGCGAGUACGACUAUGAGGGGGAUAGACCAGGGCCAGUGCCAGUUCGGAACCAAGUGCUUCCGGCAAUUCACCAAGCUGAAAUCCCGCGCCGUGCUGAGAGUUCUUAAGGCCGGAUACUCGGUUCUUUGGUCCGACGUGGACAUUGUGUGGUUCUCCGACCCUCUCCCGCACCUGCUCUCGUACGGGCCUGGCACGUUCCCGAUCCAGAGCAACGAGCCGAACGCGACGCUGUCAGGCACGGGGAUUCGGCGGAUCAACUCGGGGUUUUACUUCGCAAGAGCAGAUCCCAUGACUGUCAAGGGAUUCGAGGCGAUUGUCGCGCAUGCAGCCAAGACACAGCUUUCGGAACAGCCGAGUUUCUACGAUGUACUCUGCGGGGAGAAAGGGGAGCUGCUGCUUCCGGAAAGCGUGGUGGAUGCUGAGGGGAGGAAGCUCCUCAAGAGCGGGAAUGGUGGGUCCCGCCAGCGCCUUAAUCUCCUCGGCAUCGGCGUCUUCCCCCCUACCGCAAUUAGCGGCGGAUCUUCCGCCGCCGUGGAAGUCGCAGAGAGUUUCGAGAAACCUGCGGCUGAGGCGUCUGCUGCGCCGGCAAACGCGGAGGAAGAAGCGUCUGUCGACGUCGAGAAGGUUCGCGAGCAGCUUCUUCGCGAGGGCUUCGUCAUUCUCAAAGACGCGCUUCCGCAAUCAACGGAAUGGUCCGAGCCGCCUAAGCUUCCCGCUCAGCUCUUCCCAACGACAGCGUCCGAAUCGGAAUCCGAGUCGGACGCUGAGUUAAUCUCCACCCCCUCGUCGCUAGUAGCCAAGGCUCUCCUGCCGUCCUUGCCGGCGUCCGCGCUUCGGGUGGUGGAGGACGUGACGGGGACCAACGUGGAUCAGGGCCCGGCCACGUGGCACACUGUGAUUCAUCAAUGGUCUGCUGGCCUGGGCUGUUUGGACGGCAAGACGUGCGAGGACCCGAGAUUCGUCAGCGACAGCUGGCAGGUCGCCUGCACGCCGCCUGCUGACGUGGAGCUGAGUAGGCAGCGCCUGGAUGAUGCGAUUCUGACUGUUGUGGUUGCCACCCAAAACGCCGGCGACACGUCAGCGUCUGCCCAGCUGGCGAUCUUCCCGCAUAGCCAUUGGCUCGUGGCCGACUGGCUGGAUGCUGCUGACAAGGAACCUUCCUUGAACCUUCUCCCCCGGCCAAACCAACUGCCUCUCCCAGCACCCAUCAAGGUCUCACUUUCUUCCUCGGAUCUCCUCCUCCUGCAUCCCUGGGCUGUCUUCUCCCUCCUCCCCAACCCCUCCUCCUCCUCCUCCACCUCUCUCUGCUUCGACUCGCUCCUCCUCCCCUCCCCACCCGAACCCCUCACCCCUCCCCCCUCCCCUUCCUCUUCUUCCACCGGCCAAUCAUCAUCAACAUCAGCCGCAGUAGCCGCAGCGCCAUAUCGCAUGUGGGCCAACGCGCCCGCUCCGGCCAAUCAGGAGGCAGGCGCUGAUGUGGCAGCACCGCGAACCUUCUCUCUGCCGCCAGAACUGAGCGAGCAAGAGCUGGAAGCACUGGAAGAGGAGGAAGAAAAGGCGAACAUUGGAAACUGGGCCGUGGCCAUGGUCGGCCGCUCCUCUACACCAGCACUCGCAGGAGAAGCAGCAGCGGCAGCGGUGUCAUUCCCCCAUGCAGACGCGCGCAGCCUUACCCUCUGGCGCCUCACCUCGCGGGCCCGGGAGCUCCUUGCAGCCCAACGAUUCGAGGAGGCCCUGCCGCUGCUGAGGAAAGCAGUGGGGCUGCGACCGCAGGAUGCGUGGCUGUGGUACCAGGCUGGCAGGAGCGGCGAGCAAGCGGCUCCCAAGGGGCAGCUGGCUGGGCGGGCGGGGAGGAAGUGCCUGCUGGAAGAUUCUGAGCGGUUUCUGCUCCGUGCCAUUGAGCUAGCUCCAACAUGGCCUCUGCCAUACGCAUCUCUCAUCAACGCCCUCGUCGCCAUGGGUCGUGGAAGGGAAAACGAGGCACCAGCUGUUUUGCAGAAGCUGCUGGCAAUCCCAAACCUGGCUGCGGUUUGUUCUGCCGAUCCAGCGACCGCUGCUAUUGUAGACCACGCCGUGCAGGGCACGCACGUUGUCUCGCAGAUCUCGAGGUGGUACCAGUUGAUCCAGACAAAGACACCCUCAGUAAUGGCGGCGUCUCUUUCAACCUCCGCGGCUCGAUCCGUUGCCAGCUUUGGCCAGACCAUUGCCGGCCGUCGGUCCCUAUCGGACAACAAGCCGGCUCCCGCGUUCGUCAAACCUGGAGCUCGCAAGGGUGUUCGCGCUGAGGCCAAGCCCACAGCGGAGGCGACGUUGACCGGCGUUGUGUUCGAGCCGUUCGCCGAGGUGCAGAGCCAGCUUACCCAGGUUCCCGCUGUCAUCCAGCCGCAGGAGUCGUUUGCCCGGCAAAACUACUCUUCGGCCGCCGAGGCUGGGAUCAACGAGCAGAUCAAUAUCGAGUACAACAUCUCGUAUGUGUACCAUGCGCUGUACUGCUACUUCGACCGCGACAACGUGGCCCUGCCAGGCUUUGCCAAGUACUUCAAGGCAGCCAGCAACGAGGAGCGCGAGCAUGCAGAGAUGCUAAUGGAGUAUCAGAACAAGCGUGGUGGCCGGGUGAAGCUGCAGUCCAUUCUGAUGCCCGCGACCAUGGAAUUCGAUCACCCUGAGAAGGGCGAUGCUCUUUACGCGAUGGAGCUUACCUUGGCUCUUGAGAAGUUGGUUAACGAGAAGCUGUUGGCCCUUCACAAGGUGGCAUCUGAUGCUGGAGAUGUUCAGCUUACCGACUUCCUGGAGGGUAACUUCCUGAACGAGCAGGUUGAUGCCAUCAAGCAAGUGUCAGACUAUGUCGCCCAGCUGAGACGUGUUGGCAAGGGUCAUGGCGUGUUCCACUUUGAUCUGGAGCUGGAGGUUGGAGCGCACUGA
Messenger RNA from Closterium sp. Naga37s-1, 4710 nucleotides. The record is from the annotation of a GenBank genome assembly. Lineage: Eukaryota; Viridiplantae; Streptophyta; Zygnematophyceae; Desmidiales; Closteriaceae.